Zingiber officinale is the source of this 1452-nucleotide messenger RNA. Its product is annotated as zinc finger BED domain-containing protein RICESLEEPER 2-like. The transcript has a single exon. The record is from RefSeq and is a predicted model, not a curated record. The coding region runs from base 1 to 1452 and encodes 483 amino acids. NCBI's taxonomy places the organism in Eukaryota, Viridiplantae, Streptophyta, Magnoliopsida, Zingiberales, Zingiberaceae. Gene Ontology annotation, molecular function: DNA binding.
AUGUCAACUCCACACUUAUCAGCAAAUAAUACCAAUAAUGAAGAUUCAGCUGCAAGUCCUAUUUUGUUAGAAAUUGAACCUUCAGCAAAUAAUACCAAUGAAGCAACUCAAAACAAUAAUGAGCAGCAACCCGACACCAUUGAUAAAGAGGAUGAAAGUCCAUAUGCUCCAAAGAAAAGAAAACGAACAUCCAAAGUGUGGGUUGGCUUUAAAGAGGUUACUCUUCCGGAUGGAACAAUAAAGGUUGAAUAUAUUUAUUGUAAACAUCGGCUCACAAUUAAUAAGACUGGUGUUACAUCCCAUUUUUUGAGGCACCUCAAGGGUUGUUUGAGGAAGCAGAUUAGUGAUAAAGGUCAAAAAAUUAUUAGUGUCACUAUAACUAUUGUUGAAUCAGAAACUGUUAAUGUUGUCCAGAAUUUCAAGUAUGAUCAUGGGAAGAAUAGAGAGAUUUUUUCUCACAUGAUUAUUGUUCAUGAGCUGCCAUUCCUUUUCUUUGAAUAUGAAAUGUUCAAUUUAUUAAUGAGGACCGCAAUUCCAUAUUAUCAUAAGAUUAGUCAUGCUACUGUGAAAAAAGAUUGUAUGACUUCUUAUGAAAUUGAUAAGAAAAAAGUUAUGGAAUCAUUAAAAGAUAUGAAUAGGGUUAGUGUGACUACUUAUUUAUGGAAGUCAGAUCAAAAGGUUUCAUAUAUAGUUGUCACCUGUCACCAUGUGGGCUCUAGUUGGAAUUUGCAAAAGAGGAAUCUGAAUUUCUUAGAUGUUCCUCCACCUCAUAAUGGGGUUUCCAUCUGUGAUGUGUUAAAUAAGUGCUUGGUUAAAUGGGGAAUUGAAAAUAAGGUAUGGUCAAUUACAGUUGAUAAUGCUAGCUAUAAUGAUGUAGUUGUGAGGAUGUUGAAGGAUAACCUCUCCUAUAAAAAUAAUCUUCCUCUUAGUGGUAAAUUAUUUCAUGUAAGAUGUUGUGCACACAUCUUGAAUCUUUUGGUGCAAGAUGGGUUAUCUGAGAUUCAAGAUAUUUUUUUCAAUGUGCGUGAAAGUGUGAAACAUAUAGCUGCCUCAGAGACUCAUGUUAAUAUAUUUAGUGAAAUUUCAAAGCAAUUGAAACUAUCUUCAAAGAAACUUGUUUUGGAUUGUUGCACAAGGUGGAAUGCCACAUUUUGUAUAUUAUCGGCUGCUUUAGAGUUCAAAGACGUUUUUCCUAGAUAUGCAGCAAGGGAUGCAGCUUAUACUUUUUUGCCAAGUGAGGAGGAUUGGAAGAAGGUUAGUGUUGUUUGUUCAUUUCUUGAGGAAUUUAAUGAAAUAACUCAUCUUAUUUCGGGAAGUGAAUAUCCUACUUCUUACUUUUUUCUUACUGAACUUUACACCAUUAAAAAGUUGUUAAAUGAAGCAAGUGCAGAUGAAGGAAGUUUCAUAGUAGAAAUGAUUAACAAGAUGAAGAUUAAAUUUGAUAAAUAUUGA